CCGGUCCGUGUGGGGGAGGUUCUCGCGCAGGCCGGGGACUCAGGGCAGGUGUUGGCGCGCGUGCGGUGAAUUUUUUCGCGAGUCGGCCUCCUUUCCCGCCGGAUCAUGGCCACCGACUCGUGGGCCCUGGCAGUGGACGAGCAGGAAGCGGCUGUCAAGUCGAUGAGUAAUUUGCAAAUCAAGGAAGAGAAAGUCAAACCAGAUACCAAUGGUGUUAUUAAAACCAGUGCCACUGCAGAGAAAACAGAAGAAGAAGAGAAAGAGGACAGAGCUGCCCAGUCCUUACUCAACAAGCUGAUCAGAAGCAACCUUGUGGAUAACACAAACCAGGUGGAAGUCCUGCAGCGGGACCCAAACUCCCCGCUCUACUCAGUGAAGUCCUUUGAGGAGCUUCGGCUGAAACCACAGCUUCUCCAGGGAGUCUAUGCCAUGGGCUUCAAUCGACCAUCCAAGAUACAAGAGAACGCAUUACCCAUGAUGCUUGCUGAGCCCCCACAGAACCUGAUUGCCCAGUCUCAGUCUGGUACUGGUAAAACAGCUGCCUUUGUCCUGGCCAUGCUCAGCCGAGUGGAACCAGCAGAGAGAUACCCCCAGUGUUUGUGCCUCUCCCCAACAUAUGAGCUGGCUCUUCAAACGGGAAAAGUGAUUGAGCAAAUGGGCAAAUUUCAUCCAGAACUAAAGCUUGCUUAUGCUGUUCGAGGCAAUAAAUUGGAAAGAGGUCAGAAGAUCAGUGAACACAUUGUCAUUGGCACCCCUGGGACUGUUCUGGACUGGUGCGCCAAGCUCAAGUUCAUCGACCCCAAGAAGAUCAAGGUGUUUGUGCUGGAUGAGGCUGACGUGAUGAUAGCUACUCAGGGCCACCAAGAUCAGAGCAUCCGCAUCCAGAGGAUGCUGCCCAGGAACUGCCAGAUGCUGCUUUUCUCUGCCACCUUCGAAGACUCCGUAUGGAAAUUUGCCCAGAAAGUGGUCCCAGACCCAAACAUUAUCAAACUGAAGCGCGAGGAGGAGACACUGGACACCAUCAAGCAGUAUUACGUCCUGUGCAAUAACAGAGAUGAGAAGUUCCAGGCCUUGUGUAACCUCUACGGGGCCAUCACCAUUGCUCAGGCCAUGAUCUUCUGCCAUACCCGCAAAACAGCGAGCUGGCUGGCAGCAGAGCUCUCAAAAGAAGGCCACCAGGUGGCCCUGCUGAGUGGCGAAAUGAUGGUGGAGCAGAGGGCUGCGGUGAUCGAGCGCUUCCGAGAGGGCAAAGAGAAGGUGCUGGUGACCACCAACGUGUGUGCCCGCGGUAUUGAUGUCGAACAGGUUUCUGUCGUCAUCAACUUUGACCUCCCCGUGGACAAGGAUGGGAACCCGGACAACGAGACCUACCUGCACCGGAUCGGGCGCACGGGCCGCUUUGGCAAGAGGGGCCUGGCAGUGAACAUGGUUGACAGCAAGCACAGCAUGAACAUCCUCAACAGAAUCCAGGAGCAUUUUAAUAAGAAAAUAGAAAGAUUGGACACGGAUGAUUUGGACGAGAUUGAGAAGAUCGCCAACUGAGACGCUCCACCAGUCGCCAGUGCCCACCCCCGGCACUCCGCCUGCACGGGAGACCGGUGCUUUCACGGCACAGGGCUCGACAGUCACCACAAAGACAAAGGCAGAGGAGAGAGAAACUACCUACCUCAUUUUAAAUUACGUUUGGACUAGACAAAAAUUGUGCAACUGAUGGGGGAAGGUAGAAGGAAAAUUUUGCAUUUCGGAAAAUGUAGUCCUCCCCCUGCCACCCCCCCCUUAAGCCAUGGUUUUUCCCCAUCUUUAUAAUAAUCUGGUCGCUAUGGAUAAUCGCUGAGCCUAGGAUCCCCUGCUUGUUUUGUUGCUGGGGUGAUAGGACCAACCCCUACCCCUGCAGAAAUGGUAGAUGUAGAGCGUGGGAGAGGCUUCAUAGCACAGGCGUGUGAGCCCCACUGCACGGAUGGAAUGUGGGGAGCAGCGGCAGAGAGACCCUUGAGCUCUCCCCCUUCUCGGUCCCUGACUGGAGACCUGCCACCAAUGUCUCCUGCCCUUGGGGCCAUCUUCCUUCUCCUGAAUCCAGAGAUGUUCCUGCUGAUCCCUUUUACCUCUGUUCUCUGUGCCAGAGGAUGUCCGUUUCUGGGUGAGCAUCUUGGGUACUUUUGUAAACCUCCGAUUUAGAGAGAAACACGGAAGUCAGUGCAUCUUCAGAGAGAUUGGUCUGGCAAGGGUAGGUGAAUCCUUUGAGAAUCUGGGCCUUCCUCUUCCUGCAGUUCUGUGUUUGCUCAGGCACUGGGAGUCAGUCAUGGCGGCCAGGAGACACUGGGUGAGUUUCUGACACACCCCUGGCCACGUGAGUUGAUUCUUGUCCAUGGGGUGUCACACUGUGCCUGGAGGCAAUCAGCAGAGUUUGGAAAGGAAGUUAUGACCAAGUGAAAACUCUGAUAGUGCUCUUUAUCUGUAAUAGUGGACCUGUUGGUUACCUUAAUUCAGAGGUCAUCUGUAUGAAUAAGGACAGAUAAAUUUGAGCUAUACCCAUCAUUCAUUAUGUUCAGAAAUUUUAAAGUAAUUAUGAAAGGCUUUACUAAUCAUGAUUCAUUUUUAUUUGUAUUUUUCUGCUAAUUAGACUAAUAUAUGCUCAUUAAAAAGGUGUGUGUGUAUGUAUAUAUACAUAUAUAAGGUGCAAGUGCUCUCUAUCCCCACCUCUGUGGAAUCACCGUUAGCAUUUUGGUGAACAUUUGAUAUAUUUCCUUCUGUUUACAUACCCACUUUUUUACAAAAACGGGAACAUCCUAUUCAGGCUUUUGUGCACCCUGCCUCUUAGCAGCGUAUCUUGGACAUGUGACAUGUCCUGCACACAGGCCCACCUCACUCUUGGCAAUGGCAUUGCUCUAGCAUUAGCUGCCCCAGCGUUUAGUUCAUGGCCCCUCUAGUGACAGGCACAGGAGGUGGGCAUGGUGCCACAGCGUGCAGCCUCACUCACCUCUGCCCUGUGAAAGUCGCUGUAGGAUCUAUUCCUGGAAGUACAGGUGCUGGGUCAGAGAGUGGAGACCUUUAUGAUUUUAAUCCGUUCCCAAUUUACCCUGCCAAAAAGUUUUUACCAAUUUACAUUAUUGUAGUGAUAUGAAAAUACCUAUUUUGUUUCCUACUUGCCAAUCCUCUAUAUUAUCAAUUUUUACAAAUUUGCCAGUUUGAGUAGCAAAAAUAAAUGGCAUCAUUGCAUUUUGUCUUUA
Molecule: messenger RNA, 3227 nt
Organism: Zalophus californianus (California sea lion)
Lineage: Eukaryota; Metazoa; Chordata; Mammalia; Carnivora; Otariidae
Gene: DDX19A
Product: DEAD-box helicase 19A
Exons: 12
Coding region: 106-1542 (478 amino acids)
Biological process (GO): poly(A)+ mRNA export from nucleus
Cellular component (GO): nucleus; cytoplasmic stress granule
Molecular function (GO): RNA helicase activity; ATP binding; RNA binding
Source: RefSeq, a predicted model, not a curated record